AUGAAUCCAUCCGGGAACCCUGUCGUCCAGCCGCAGAUCGAAUUGAGCAACUCAGCCUUGCUAGCGACACAUUUCAUAAAGUCUGUGCUGCGAGCAUGCGCGGAGGAAGAUGUACAGCCACAAUCUGGACUGGCUCUGGAGCGCCUGGGACAAAAACUAUUUGUCUCACGGCAGGUUAUUGAACUUGGCCGAGAAGUGUUUAAGAGGAAAGUGGAAAAGGUGGACAUACAGAAAUUAAAACUCGUCAUCGGACUUAGCAACGACGGCUUAGCUAAGGCGAUGAGGGAGUCCAUUUCCCUCAUCAAGGCUUUCUUGUUAGUCGUUGCUUUGAAGAUCUGCUUUAUUGACGAAGAAGCCGGUCGUCUGCUCCACAACAUGAUGUGGUCGGAGGGAAUCAUCAACGAAUUCCCUCUCUAUCCGGACCAAGUCACCCAGUUCAUUACUCGCGUAUCUGGAUAUGGUCACAGCAUUCUACCCUUUGAGCAUUUCAACGGAAUAUCGUCAAAGGUACUCAGCUCGCUCGACACUCCAGAUCAAAUCCCGGCUCUCUUCGAACGUUGUGACCUCGAUACGCUCGCUCAAAUCCUCACCCGCAUAUUUGACGCAUUCUCCAAUGCAGAAAUUGUCCGAAUAUCUGUUGAAGGCUCUCGGACAGGGCUUUGGCUCCUCGCAGCACUCUCAUGGCUUCUCCCCGACGAAACUGGGUGUAUCGUUUCUGGAAGACUAGUACUCGGCAAGUCCAAUGCCCGACUUCUUAUAUGUCUCAAAGACCAAUCUGAGUGGGAGGUGGCAGAAUGGCGCUCCGAACGGCAGGCCGACUCUGCAAUUAUUCGAACGGAAGGUCUUGUACCAUCAUUGAAAUACUCGCCCAUGUCUCACUCACCUCUGGGAUCAGCAAAGGCUUCCAUAUCUAUGCAGUAUAACUUAAAACCGGAGGCGGCGGAUGCGACAGGCCAGCUGGCAGCUGCACUCAUCGACGUCGCCUUCGAAAAGGGCGUCCUCUGCUCAGUCAAAUGCCAAUCACAGUCCAUGUUGAAAGACGUCUGUUCCAAAACCUUUAUCGAAAUUCAUCACACCAUCGUGCGGCAGUAUGGUUGGGAUUACGGUGUUGAAUCCGAACGUACGAGGACAUUUCGCGAUAAACAGUGUGCUGUAGCAAAGGCUCUCAUUGAUUGGAUCCCAGACACUGCAGUGACUCCUCCUGCACUGGGGUCUUACCACCGACAAGUUACAAAAGCAAUUGAUGAUCUUAACAUCAACUAUUUCGACCGAUCGGGAGAAUCCCUUUUUCCCUUGAAAGAUUCGGAGUUCCUGAAGAUAAUCGACCCAGCUAUUCAUGUUGCAACGGAAGCGCUUCUUCGGAGUUUCAGCGAGGAAGGCUGCUCGGCGAGGGUGUUUAGGCCCUGCCAUGUGUCAACGGUUGAAAGGGGGGCAGAAUUGCUAUAUCAUCUGAUCUUUUCCCCCCAAAUUGUCAACCCUUAUCCGUAUUCAAAACUCAGGGCGAUGGCCCUGGAGUCGUCCCUGCCGGGAACCCACUCGGUAUCUCCCACGGACCUUGCCAUUGCUCACAACGGCUAUGUUGCAUAUUUGAAUGUUCUAGAAAAUAUAUCUACUGAUAAGCGAUCCGUCUCGCUCAUUCGUACAGUCCCGGGGACCUUGAAACGGGCAGGGCCCGGGGUCCGAGACGGCGGAGUUUGCCGGAGCAUUGAAGAAGUCCUGUCCGAGGAUUCUUUGUGCGGCCGGGAGCUUCAGAACUCAUUGAACCCGGUCAACCCAUUUCCCACCGGGCAGGUCUAUUCUGGGAUUGAGCCACAGAAGGACCCUUACGGGAUCGAAGCCGCCCACCUGUUCAGUUUUCAAAAUACUCGACUUCGGUUGAACACUGUCCUGCAGCCAGUGGGAAUGAACCAUCGACGUGUCUUGCAGCCGUCGCCAGAGACUCUGCUCCAGCGACAGAUGAACGCAUAUCCUUAUCCGGCCAGUUGGACAGAUUCAAUUGAAGCAAUAGCAACGGCAGUACACGUCUUUGAACAUACCUUGGAUACGGAGAGUGAGCGUUUGUUAGUGGAAGAAUGGCGAAGAGGUGGAAUCUUUGACAAAAUGGUGUGGCAUCCAUCAGGGAAACAGGCAAGCCAAUUUAACAAUCGCAUAACCAUGACAUCUUCAAGUGAACCUUUGCGAUUUUUUGAAGCGGGAUACCUUUCCCAGCAUGGAGAAUUAAUUGUCAGGCAGGGGGAGAUCCCUCUUGUAUCGUGCCUAGCUAGGGCCACUAAUCCGGGCAGUGACAAAGUGUGGACAAUUGUGGCAUGA
Rhinocladiella mackenziei CBS 650.93 is the source of this 2310-nucleotide messenger RNA. RefSeq lists its product as uncharacterized. The transcript has a single exon. Bases 1 to 2310 code for a protein of 769 amino acids. The record is from RefSeq and is a predicted model, not a curated record. Lineage: Eukaryota; Fungi; Ascomycota; Eurotiomycetes; Chaetothyriales; Herpotrichiellaceae.